Messenger RNA from Moneuplotes crassus, 780 nucleotides. The record is from the annotation of a GenBank genome assembly. NCBI's taxonomy places the organism in Eukaryota, Ciliophora, Spirotrichea, Euplotida, Euplotidae.
UAUUUCUUAAUUAACAAAAUCAGGUAAAUAAUGUCGCUCACCGUCUAAGCACUUAAAAUAAUGGUCUAAAUUAGGAGAUAGAUGAACCCACCGAUUGGAGAACAAGCAAAUGAGAAUGCUGUAGUUGCCAACGGAGGAAUUCUCUUAUUAGACAGAAUUCUUGAGAGCAUAGGGAGCCUUUUUUCUUCAUUAACUUACAAAGAAAAACCUAAAAUGGAACAAGUUGAUAAAGCGAUGAAACAAUUAGCUAGGACCCAGAUUAUCAAAAAGGUUGCAAGCUUGUACCUCUUCCAUUCUCCUUAUUAUCACAAUACUUUGGGACAAGAGAUGGUGCAAAAGCCUGAAGCUGAAGAAGAAGAAGUUAAAAUUAAUAAAAACAUCCAUGAAAAUUCAAUUUGUGAGGAGUCCAACGAAGAAUGUAAAUCAGAAGAUAGCACAAAAAGUGAAAGCUUGCUUGGAUUCAUAAAAACGACAAAAUCUGAGAGCGUAGAAAGUAUCGAAUCCAGCCAGAGCUUAAGUAGAAGUCAUGACUCUUCAGACAGUUAUAAUCCUUUUAUUAAUAAUGAUGGAGAAGAAAGAAAAGAGGACGAUAGUUCAUCCCACAACAGUGAUUUUAGGAGUGGCAAUUCAGACCCAGUCAGUUUAUCCUUAUGUUCAAGUCAUGAGUCUGAUAAUGAGAGUUUAGAUCAAGAUAAUGAACAUAAAGACGAAGAAGAUUCUUCUCAUGAGGCGGAUAGCUCCUCUUUCUCAGGUGACCUCAUACAGAGCUAUAAUUACUAG